AUGGUCGACGCAUCGGUUAUGGUGAGUAUUGCACCUACUUCACCCGUUGGAUAUCUUUGUGCAAGGAGGAUCUUUUGUGAUCAAGGACACCAUGCUUCCACUAUCAUCUCGUAUGAUAAAGCGUUACAACGUGUACCAGCAACGGAUUCCAGACAUCAUCAUCACCUGUUUACAACAAAGGAAGCAUCGUACAACGUAGUCAACAGGCUCAUCUAUCUCUGCUUGGAAUUGGCCUUGAAGGCAAGCACCUUGAUCUAUGCAGCAGCUGACGACAAGAAUAGCAAUGGCAAUUGGAUUGGGAUUUCGAAUUGGAAGGCCUCCUUGGAAACGAGAGAACAUGAUCAACUACUGGAGAUGGUACCUUACAUCAAAGCACUUGUUUUAUUGGAUGCAUACAAUUUCAAGCGUUGA
Lichtheimia ornata is the source of this 411-nucleotide messenger RNA. RefSeq lists its product as uncharacterized. The record is from RefSeq and is a predicted model, not a curated record. The transcript is spliced from 2 exons. Bases 1 to 411 code for a protein of 136 amino acids. Lineage: Eukaryota; Fungi; Mucoromycota; Mucoromycetes; Mucorales; Lichtheimiaceae.